AUGAUGGAGGAUGAGGAAGAUUAUGGAAUUAGUGAAGAGGAGCAGCAGGAAGAGUACUAUUACGCCGAUGAUGGUGACUCGCUUGACGGCCUUGUUGAUAAUGACGAUUCUGCUUUACAGCGGGCUCCACCUAAGGGUUCAACUACUAAGGUGAUAACAAAAGAGUCCCUCUUGGCUGCACAGAGGGAAGAUUUGCGGAGAGUCAUGGAGUUGCUAUCACUAAAAGAACACCAUGCACGGACUUUGUUGAUCCAUUAUCGUUGGGAUGUUGAAAAGCUACUUGCAGUGCUAGUGGAGAAAGGGAAAUCCUGCUUGUUUACUCAAGCAGGUGUUACUGUGGUUGAAAAUCUUGACAAUGACGUGCCGCUGACUUCAUCUUCUACAAUAACUUGUGAUAUAUGCAUAGAGGAUGUAUCUGGUGAUCAGGCCACAAGAAUGGAAUGCGGCCAUUGUUUCUGCAAUGAUUGUUGGACAGAACACUUUAUUAUAAAAAUAAAUGAGGGUCAGAGCAGGCGCAUCCGGUGCAUGGCACACAGAUGCAGUGCUAUUUGUGAUGAAGCCAUUGUCAGGAAUUUAGUUAGUAGAAGGCAUCCUGAUUUGGCAGAGAAAUUCGACCGUUUUCUUCUUGAGUCAUAUAUUGAGGACAAUAAAAUGGUCAAAUGGUGCCCAAGCAUUCCUCAUUGUGGGAAUGCUAUACGAGUUGAGGAUGAUGAGUUUUGUGAGGUAGAAUGUUCAUGUGGCCUACAGUUUUGUUUUAGUUGCUUAUCAGAAGCGCACUCACCUUGUUCAUGCUUAAUGUGGGAGCGCUGGAGCAAGAAGUGCCGAGAUGAAUCUGAAACUGUUAACUGGAUCACGGUUCAUACAAAGCCUUGUCCAAAGUGUCACAAACCGGUUGAGAAGAAUGGUGGCUGCAACCUCGUGAGUUGUAUCUGUGGGCAGUCAUUUUGUUGGAUGUGUGGUGGAGCCACUGGUAGAGACCACACUUGGUCAAGAAUAGCGGGUCACAGUUGUGGUCGCUACAAAGAAGACAAAGAGAAACAAACUGAAAGGGCGAAACGGGAUCUCUAUAGAUACAUGCACUAUCAUAACCGAUUCAAAGCUCAUACAGAUUCCUUUAAGCUUGAAAGUAAACUGAAGGAGUCAAUCCUAGACAAGGUGUCGGUUGCAGAAGAGAGGGAAUUGAGACUCAAAGAUUUCAGCUGGGUAACUAAUGGACUCAACAGACUUUUCAGAUCAAGACGGGUUCUUUCUUAUUCGUACCCGUUUGCAUUUUACAUGUUUGGUGAAGAGUUUUUUAAGGAUGAGAUGACAGACGAGGAAAGGGAAAUCAAACAGAAUCUAUUUGAGGAUCAGCAACAGCAGCUUGAGUCAAAUGUUGAGAAACUCUCCAUGUCUCUGGAGGAGCCUUUUCAGCUGUUCAAUCAGGAUAAAGUUAUGGAGAUAAGGAUGCAUGUCAUCAAUCUGUCCGUAAUCAUUGAUAACCUCUGUCAGAAAAUGUACGAAUGCAUUGAGAGUGAUUUGUUGGGUUCUCUCCAUCUAGGCACCCAUCAUAUAGCUCCUUACAAGUCGAAGGGCAUUGAAAGGGCGUCAGAACUUUCCUCUUGUUGGAACACCAAACUCGGUUCUACAGAUGAAUAUCUACCUAGCGGUGGGACAUCAGAACGUGACAGACCUUCUGGUUCUGGGAGUUCAGAUGAUAGUGGUAGCUCUCCUCGAAAGCGUGCUAGAAAGGAGGGUGAUAGCUUUUUUGAUCUGAACUUGCCAGCAGAGAUUGUAGACAGAAACUGA
Dovyalis caffra is the source of this 1788-nucleotide messenger RNA. Lineage: Eukaryota; Viridiplantae; Streptophyta; Magnoliopsida; Malpighiales; Salicaceae. The record is from the annotation of a GenBank genome assembly.